Messenger RNA from Penicillium canariense, 2607 nucleotides. Its product is annotated as histidine biosynthesis protein HIS4. The record is from RefSeq and is a predicted model, not a curated record. Gene Ontology annotation, biological process: L-histidine biosynthetic process. The coding region runs from base 1 to 2607 and encodes 868 amino acids. Gene Ontology annotation, cellular component: cytoplasm. Gene Ontology annotation, molecular function: phosphoribosyl-AMP cyclohydrolase activity; NAD binding; phosphoribosyl-ATP diphosphatase activity. NCBI's taxonomy places the organism in Eukaryota, Fungi, Ascomycota, Eurotiomycetes, Eurotiales, Aspergillaceae. The transcript has 3 exons.
AUGGCCACGCCCUUCCUGAUCUCCUACCCCUCCAACCCCACCUCCGGCCUAACCCUCAAGCAGAUUGCCUACUUCGGGCGAGUGCUAGUGAAGGUCUCGAGUCUCGCUGAGGCGGAGCAGUUUCUGCGCCAGAACUUUCGCCAGCUCGAUGUCUUUGUCGACGCUACUGCCAUCUCCUCGGCCGGAGAUCUCGUCGAUGUUCUCAACGCCGGCGCCGCGAAGAUCCUCAUCACCGUCGACCAAUUGACCGCACUCUCCCAGGAACAGUCGGUCCCUUCCUCUCGAUUACUCGUCUCCACCCUUUCCGAUGGUCAGAUCGAUUCCUUCCAGCAGUGGGUUGCCGCAGAUGUCAUUGAACGCAACGAUGCUAGCGUCUGCGUCACCCCCGCUGCAAUCCCCGCCGCGGCCACCAAACUGAACAUCAGCUCGGACUCGCCCCGACUCUACACAACGUUCGGAGAUGAGGCAGUUACGGAAGACGCCAUCAACAAGGUUACACAAGCGGGCGCGAUCGCCAUUCUGCCCUCCCAGGUCUUGACUGUGGAGCGUAAUGCGAGCGGCCAGAUCUCUGCUGUUAAGCUUAUUGCCGCGCGGGCUGUUACCGACCAGGCCAAUGGUCUAUAUGCCACAUCAGUGACCGAUGAGCGGGGCUCCUGCCUGGGUGUUGUUUGGAGCAGCGACGAGAGCAUCGCUGAGGCCCUCCGCACCGGCACUGGAGUCUAUCAGAGCCGCAAGCGUGGCCUCUGGUACAAGGGUCAGUCAAGCGGUGAUGUUCAGGAAUUGAUCCGCAUCGGCUACGACUGCGAUGCGGACUGCCUGGUCUUUGUGGUCAAGCAAAUCGGACGAGGCUUCUGCCACCUCGGUACUGAGUCCUGCUUCGGCGCCGCUACUGGCCUUGCCCGUCUCCAGAAGACUCUCCUUGCCCGCAAGGCCGAUGCCCCCGCCGGAUCGUACACUGCUCGCCUGUUCAAUGAGCCGAAGCUCGCCGAGGCCAAGAUUAUGGAGGAGGCCGAGGAGUUGUGCCGUGCCACCACGAAGGAGGAGAUUGCCUUUGAGGCUGCCGACCUGCUGUACUUUGCUCUGACCAAGUGUACUGCUGCCGGGGUCACUCUGGAAGAUAUCGAGCGAAACCUUGACCUGAAGAGCUUGAAGGUCAAGCGGAGAAAGGGCGAUGCUAAGGGCCCUUGGGCCGAGAAGGCUGGUUUGGCCCCCGCCUCGAAGCCUGCCCCUGCCCCUACUCCUGCUCCCGCCCCCGUUGAGGACCGCACCUCGCGGAUUGAAAUGAAGCGGAUUGAUACCGCCUCCACCCCCGUCACCGAGGUCAAGGACUUCCUCAAGCGCCCCUCCCAGAAGUCCAACGACGCGAUCGUCGCGUUGGUCAAGCCCAUUAUCCAGGACGUUGUCGAUGGCGGCGAUGCCGCCGUUCUCAAGUACACGCACAAGUUCGAAAAGGCUACCUCGCUGACCUCCCCCGUCAUCAAGGCGCCGUUCCCCGCUGAGCUCAUGAAGCUGUCCCCCGAUGUUCAGGAGGCCAUUGACAUUAGCAUUGGCAACAUCCAGCGCUUCCACGCCGCACAAAAGGGCAGCAACGAGACUCUCCGGAUGGAGACUAUGCCUGGUGUGGUUUGCUCGCGCUUCUCCCGCGCCAUCGAGCGCGUUGGUCUGUAUAUUCCCGGCGGUACGGCCGUGUUGCCCUCUACUGCCAUGAUGCUGGGUGUCCCUGCCAUGGUGGCUGGCUGUCAGAAGAUCGUUUUCGCCUCCCCGCCCCGCUCCGACGGCAGCAUCUCCCCCGAGAUCGUCUACGUUGCGCACAAGGUCGGUGCUGAGAGCAUCGUCCUGGCAGGUGGUGCCCAGGCUGUGGCCGCCAUGGCCUACGGUACCGAGUCCGUCAGCAAGGUGGACAAGAUUCUUGGCCCCGGUAACCAGUUCGUGACUGCGGCCAAGAUGUUCGUGUCCAAUGAUACAUCUGCCGGUGUCGGCAUUGAUAUGCCCGCCGGUCCUAGCGAGGUCCUCGUCAUCGCCGACAAGACCGCCAACCCGGCUUUCGUUGCCUCUGACCUGCUGAGCCAGGCUGAGCACGGCGUUGACUCUCAGGUCAUCCUUAUUGCGGUCGACUUGACCGAGGAGCAGCUGCGUGCCAUCGAGGACGAGGUCGAUGCUCAGGCCAAGGCCCUGCCCCGCAUGGACAUUGUCCGCGGCUCCCUGGAGCACUCCGUCACUUUCCUGGUCCGUGAUAUCAACGAGGCCAUGAUUCUCAGCAACGAGUAUGCCCCCGAGCACUUGAUCCUGCAGGUUGACGGUGCCGAAGCCCUUGUCGACCAGGUCCAGAAUGCCGGCAGUGUGUUCAUUGGUCCCUGGACCCCCGAGAGCGUCGGUGAUUAUUCCGCCGGUGUUAACCACUCUCUCCCCACCUACGGCUACGCCAAGCAGUACUCUGGUGUCAACCUCGGUUCGUUCCUGAAGCACAUCACCAGCUCCAACCUGACUGCCGACGGCUUGCUGGGCCUGGCGAAGACCGUCGAGACUCUGGCUGCCCUUGAAGGUCUAGACGCGCACAAGCGGGCCGUCAGCAUCCGUGUUGCGCAGAUGCAGAAGGACCGCUCGUAG